UAGACUUGCGCGACUCGACGGGGCAAUCCUUACCAGGGGACUGGGUGGAAGACUAACUGCCCUCGUAUUUUAUCUGGGCUGGGGACUGGGAGAAUCAUCAUUUUACAGACGUUGAAUCACAUAAUCACUGAAAAAUUGGUGGAGCUGAAAACAGCGAAGAAAUAGCGCAACUGUAAUAGUCGACAUGGUUUGCCUCCCAACGGACGAAUAUAUAAUCUAACCAUUCAGUGGCGGCGAAAGAUCUCCAUAUGUGCGAGCGACGAGAGCAGUGAUAAGGAUUAACAACGUAUCCUCGAAGCCAUGUGGGAGGGAACUGACCCCAAUCGUGUAACGGCGGCUACACCAUGGGAACGCCUGCACAAGAACUACACGCUGUCUUCGCACCGCCAUUCCGUGUAUCACUCCGACCCAAGCGCGCCCAGAGAUGCGCUGGACUUUGAAAUAGAAGCUAUAUACGACCAUGCACUGAAUACGUUCACGCCAAAGCAUUUGAUUCUUGUUCACCAUGAAACCUGCGGAGACGGCGAAAGAAGCAAGGUGCUGAAGCACCGUGUCAAGUACAUAGCGCCGAAGCCGCCGCUACUGGGACACCCGCUGCGCGUGGAGUGCACGCAGCAGCGCAUCCACCCGUGCUCUCUGCGGCUCGCCUGCGAGAACCCUCACACUACGCUCACCAACGCUGGGUUCUCGCGCAAGCCGAACGGCGGCACGUUUGCUACCUGAGCGGUGGGACGUCGGGCGCAUCGGGACCGACGCGGCCCGGCGAGCACCACAGCGGACCGGACCACCGCUGCCUGGCGACACCCGGACGCGUCGACCGAGGGCGGCGCGGUACAGUAUCACUUCCAUGAUGGCAACCGACAUUUUGACACAAAUAGACGGAUUGACGAAAAAAACAAUAACAGAUGAAGUCGGGUCAGACGCACAUUGCGUAAGGUGGUAAACAGUGUAUCGGUCGGACAAAUCGUGUGUGCACUGGACGGAUAUAACGCGACAGCAUCGCUGUCGAAAAAUUAUUGAGUUUCGUGGUUGAGAAAAUAUACCGAAGCA
This is a messenger RNA of Pollicipes pollicipes, 1050 nucleotides long. RefSeq names its product protein C1orf194. Bases 301 to 723 code for a protein of 140 amino acids. The record is from RefSeq and is a predicted model, not a curated record. The transcript has 3 exons. Lineage: Eukaryota; Metazoa; Arthropoda; Thecostraca; Pollicipedomorpha; Pollicipedidae.